AUGAUAUUCUUAUGUCUUUCAGACGAUAAUAAUGAAGUGGAAAUUUGUGCCGACUUAUGUGCAGAAGGUGCUAUUAAGAAAGACGAUAAUAAUGAGGUGGAAAUUUUUGCUGAUUUACGUGCAGAAGAAAUGACAACUGUUGGAUUACAUAUCAAAGCAGCACUUAAUACAAUUACAAAUACAUAUACUCCAUGUUCGGCUAAACAUAUCACUCAACUUUAUAAACAAGAUAUCAAGCAUGUUAAUCAUUUGGACAGCCUUCAAGGAUGCAUUUCCGGCACAGGAGGCGAUGGGCUCGCGUUUCCCCACUAUUUGAGGGAGAGCAGCUCAUUAGAUUGCGUAGCGCAGGCGAAUGCGCUUACUUUGGGUUUGAGUUUGUAUUUUUGCGUAUUGUAA
Molecule: messenger RNA, 396 nt
Organism: Pseudomyrmex gracilis
Lineage: Eukaryota; Metazoa; Arthropoda; Insecta; Hymenoptera; Formicidae
Exons: 5
Coding region: 1-396 (131 amino acids)
Source: RefSeq, a predicted model, not a curated record